CACUCCCAGGUUCGCCUCCAUUGUUUCUUUCUUAAUUAUUAUCCUUUUCUUCAAUAUUAUCUUUAAAUAUUCAAUUCUAUGUUCAGUCACUUUUGUUAUUAUUGUUUUUGUUUCAUAUCCUUAUCGCCAAUUCUCUGUUUUUAGAUUUUUUUAAUUCUGGGUUGGUGUCAUUUUUGUUCUUUCUUUUCAAUAAUUUCUUCAAUCACUGUAUCUUCUGUGAGGGCAGCUAAAAUCUGGGUGUUAUCUCUCUAGCUGUGAGGUAUUUCUGAUUUUGAUUCUGUCCUCUUAUGUGAUUGGCAACCUUAAUGGAAGAGGACUGGGCUGGUGUAUAAUGACUGAAUCCAACUUGUAAAAUGAUAGGUUAAUUUCUUGGAGAUUAAAAUAUUUAGAAGAUCUAAAAAUUUUUUUUUAUUACUUGAGUGAGUGAAUUGAGCUUAAGGGUUUCCACCGUACCAUAUUAGCACUUUAUGGAUGUGAUCCUAGGUUUCUUCGAUCUGCUACAGCAAAUGUUUGCUGUUCAGGUUUAAGCUUAGGAGAGUCUUGAAUCAUGAAGUUUGAAGAAGGGAAUUCAGUGGAAGUCUUAAAAAGGGAACAUAAGCCUUGUGGCUCCUGGUUUCCUGGUAGUAUAAUUUCUGUGUUUGGGGAUUAUUAUAUUGUUAGGUAUGACUCACCUACGGACAGUGAGGGAGAGCCUGUGAUGGAGAAGGUGCAUAAAGAGGAUGUUAGGCCUCAGCCUCCUCUUAAAAGGGGAAAAAGAUGGAUGGUUGGUGAUGUGGCUGAUGUGUUUGAUACUCAAUGUUGGAGGGUUGGGAAAGUUGCAAAGUCUUUGAAGAACAACCUUUUUGUAAUUAAAUUGUUUGGAUCCAUCAAACUCAAAGAAUUUCAUGAAUCCAAUCUAAGGAUUCGGCAGGUCUGGCAUAACAAUAAUUGGUCAGUGAUAGGGAAGCUUUCACUGCAGGUUGCUCAAAAUAAAGAAUCUACUAAAAAUUUUAUGCAAAAUAAGUCGAAACUUUCUGGUAGCUUGGUUUGCAGUUCUCCAUUAGAUGAAUUAAUAGUAAAAGAUUCGUCCUUAGGAAAGAGAAAUGAGCAGAGAGGCCUUAAGGAUGGGCACAAUAAUGCAAAAAAGUGUCAUCCUGCAAGAAUGGUAAAUAGAAGCAACAUGUAUCGUCUCGACAGAUCUUCUAAGGACCUAUUUUCUAAAGUGGGAGGAUGCCGCAGGCCUCUCACAAGAAAUCUUCAUUUGUUUAGGAGGGUAGUUGAUGUUUCUUCUCCCGAAGUGAAAGAAGAUGAGAAAUUCAAUGGAGAAUCUUGGGAGAUGGAUGCUGAUAUAGCAAGCGCAACAAGUAACAGGAUAUAUAGUUCUUCUAGGCCUCUUUCAACUGAAGAUAGCGACCAAUGCUCUGUUGCUAGUUGUAGUUCAAAUGAUUUUGCACUCACCCCUAGUCAUUAUUGCAAUAAAGCAUUUGAAAACACAUCCUAUAACUCAGAUGCCGAAUCAUCGUAUCCUUCCUCUUCUGUCAACAUUUUAACUCCAUAUUUUGAACAAAAGUUAGAGGCUGACAUCCAUGAACUAGAGUUUCAUGCUUACAAAUCAACAGUGCAAGCAUUGUAUGCUUCAGGUCCUUUAAGUUGGGAGCAAGAGUCACUUUUAACAAAUCUUCGCCUAUCCCUUCACAUAUCAGACGAGGAAUAUCUACUCCAGCUGAGGCACCUGCUAUCCACUCAAGUUCUGUAAUAAUCUAUACCCUUCAGUUUUUUUCUUCUGUUGCACCCAAUGGCCACUCGGGAACAGGUUCCAGCUAAUCCUCAAACAAUUUAAUAGUUCUUUUCGCAGCCUUUUUAAGAGUACAUGUGUGUAAAUUGUGUGAAGAGGAUUUGAGUUAAUUUUCUCAACGCUCAGUACCUAAGAUAAAUAUCCUUGUCCCAUACAUGUUCCUGAAUUUCAAUCUUUUUGGCUAUGAGUUUGUAUGCAUAAAUAAAUUUUUGGAAUUUUGAUGCACAGAAACUUGUUUUAUUGUAUUAUCAAUAUCUCAUCUCCACCACUCUUGCUCAUUUACAUCAAUAGACUGUUUGUCACUAGGUUUUCUGUCCUGAACAAUCUUCUCCAAAUUUUGCUCAGUCAAUCUUCGUUGUUUCAUGUAUGUACUGAUCCUAAACUCUUGCACUUGUGCACGCACACACAUAUAUGAAACAAGGAAGAUUCAGUGUGUGUAUUUUUGAUCAAGGUAUAUUUCAUGAUUUCAACAUUAUACAGAUGGGAGGGAUUUGGCAACAUUUUCCCACCACUUAUGAUAGUUUUGGGGUGCUUUUGGUACCUCUCACUUCUCAGUAAUAAAGGUUGAGCAUCAAAUGAAAUUAUGAGUAGAAAUGAGGUGAUUUUUAUACGGACCUGAUCAGCUUACGUUGGAGAAAAUUCCGUGGAAGAAUCUUGCAUUAUUGGUUAAUUUAGUUUCAAGGAUUAAUCGAGUCUCCUUCGCCAUUGAAAGAAGUACCUCAUAUUUAUGCAGGCCAAUGGCGGCUGAAGCAAACACGCUAAGCGGAUAUUCCCUUGUAGUCCUGAAAAGCUGAGAAUCUGCUUUUCCUAGAAAAAUUCUGUCAAAUAUACUCCCAAGUGGAAAGCAUCACUAUAAAAAUACACUGCUAACUGCUUUUAAAUCUAGCUUGUUUCCGUGGUGGGUUCAUUUCUGUUGGUUUAAUUGUUUGUUAUUAUAGUUCUCUAAUCAAAAGUAUGUCUUCGUAAAA
Molecule: messenger RNA, 2742 nt
Organism: Hevea brasiliensis (rubber tree)
Lineage: Eukaryota; Viridiplantae; Streptophyta; Magnoliopsida; Malpighiales; Euphorbiaceae
Exons: 3
Coding region: 548-1735 (395 amino acids)
Source: RefSeq, a predicted model, not a curated record